Tigriopus californicus is the source of this 1334-nucleotide messenger RNA. RefSeq names its product 26S proteasome non-ATPase regulatory subunit 13-like (gene Rpn9). The transcript has 3 exons. The coding region runs from base 120 to 1265 and encodes 381 amino acids. Gene Ontology annotation, cellular component: nucleus; proteasome regulatory particle, lid subcomplex; cytosol. Gene Ontology annotation, molecular function: structural molecule activity. Gene Ontology annotation, biological process: ubiquitin-dependent protein catabolic process. The record is from RefSeq and is a predicted model, not a curated record. Lineage: Eukaryota; Metazoa; Arthropoda; Copepoda; Harpacticoida; Harpacticidae.
UUUCACAACAAAGCUUCCGUGGCUAAGAGAAGAGACGAGUCAUUCUGAGCUCUGCCAACCCACCAACCGGGUCCUUGUUCCCCAUUUCUUUUUGGUUCCGAUCGUCCAUCCCUUCCAUCAUGCGCGACGUAGAAGGCUAUUUCAACAGCCAGGCUGCGGCUUGUGCCGAUGAAACGGUGAGCGACUUGUGGCGCCAACUCCAGGAUUUCCAUGCCCGCCGAUUGUGGCACCAGCUCACGGGUGUGCUUCAGGAAUUGGUCAAGCACCUGAAAGGUGUUCACGCCCUCCUGCCCCUGUACACUCAGGCUAUUGCCGAAUUCGAAAACAAGUUGAACCCGUUGACUUUGGUGGAGAUUUGCCGUCCGAUUGCGGCCAGUUUGAGCGAGUCGGGCGAGGUGACCGAAGCCGACGAGUUUUUGGACAAGUUGGGUGUCAAAGUCAGACACAAUACGGAAUCCUUCGCACUUACCAAGAUUUUGCAAGGCCAGAUCUACGUUGAGCGACAAAAAAACAUGGACAAGACCAAGAUGGUGCUCAAUGAGGUCGAACAACUUUUGGACGAAAUAGUAGGGAUUGGGAUCGUGCAGAAGGAGUUCUACUUACUUCAAAGCGAAUAUUUUAAGAUUUUGGGCAAUCACGCCGAAUAUUACAAAGCUUCGUUGCGCUAUUUGGGCGUAUCUCAUCUGAAUGAGCGUUCGGAUGAAGAAAACAUCUCCUUGGCCUCUCAUCUGGCCCUGGCUGCCAUUCUGGGUAAGAAUGUGUUCAACUUCGGCGAGUUGCUGGCCCAUCCCAUCUUGAAGUAUUUGGCCCAAGCUCCGGAACAGUGGUUAAUCGAGCUAUUGCAGGCCUUCAACGCCGGUCACGUGGCCAAGUUCACGGCCCUCAAGCAACAUUGGGGCAAGCAGCCUGAUUUAUUAGCCAAUGAGCCUAUUCUGUACGAGAAGAUUUCGUUGCUGUCCUUGAUGGAGAUGACCUUCACCCGAUCAGCUACCCAUCGACAAAUAACGUUUCAAGAAAUUGCCGAUCAAACCAAUUUAUCGCACGAUAAGAUCGAACUUUUGGUCAUGAAAGCUUUGUCCCGAGGUCUGAUCAAGGGCCAGAUCGACCAAGUGGGCGAAACCAUUCAUAUCCAUUGGGUUCAGCCACGUGUGUUGGACUGCUCACAAUUGCAAACCUUACAAGGGAAGAUUGACAAAUGGUUAGAGGCCAUUGCCUCUGUGGAGGGUUUGAUCGAAACGAACGCUAAAGAGAUCCUAACCUAUUAACGAGUUCCAUGGUGUAUGUUCGUCAAUUGAGAACAUUUUUCUUAUCAAUAAAAUCCACCUCAAAUGUCA